CAUGGGUGGAAGAACACAGUGAGGUGCACGUCCUCCUCCCUUUCCAACCUCACCAAACCAAAUCCAGGACGGCGCAGGGAUCUCUGUUGUGUGUGUGUGCUGAGGCUAGGACUGUCACUCAUUCUCUGAUCAGCUUCUGAAAGCAGCUAGAGAGCAGCUGGCAAAAAACAAUUCUGAAAAAAAAAUUACAUUGCAUCUAAAUCUCUAUCUAAUCCACCAAGCUCCUAUUGAAGGAAAAAUAUAUUUGCAAGAAACUUCCACCCCAACAGCAGAUUACAAUGCUGCAUACUAAGGAUCUCAUCUGGACUCUGUUUUUCCUUGGAGCUGCAGUGUCUCUACAAGUGGAUAUUGUUCCAAGUCAGGUGGAGAUCAGCGUUGGAGAAUCCAAAUUCUUCUUAUGUCAAGUGACUGGGGAAGCCAAAGCCAAAGACAUUUCCUGGUUCUCCCCCAACGGCGAGAAGCUGACGCCCAACCAGCAGCGCAUCUCGGUGGUGCGGAACGAUGACUUCUCCUCCACCCUCACCAUUUACAGCGCCAACAUCGACGACGCCGGCAUCUACAAGUGUGUUGUCACCAGUGAGGAGGAGGGCGACUCUGAGGCCACCGUCAAUGUGAAAAUCUUCCAGAAGCUGAUGUUCAGGAAUGCUCCCACCCCUCAGGAGUUCCAGGAGGGGGAAGAUGCGGUGAUCGUGUGUGAUGUGCUCAGCUCGCUGCCUCCCACCAUUAUGUGGAAGCAUAAGGACAGGGACGUUGUCCUGAAAAAAGAUGUCCGAUUUAUAGUCUUGCCCAACAACUUCCUGCAAAUCCGGGGAAUCAAGAAAACGGAUGAGGGGACGUACCGCUGUGAGGGCAGAAUCCUGGCUCGUGGGGAGGUCAAUUUCAAGGAUAUUCAGGUCAUCGUGAAUGUGCCUCCUUCUGUCCGUGCCAGGCAGAACACCAUGAAUGCUACAGCCAAUCUCAGCCAGUCUGUCACCUUAGUGUGCGAUGCUGAUGGCUUUCCUGAGCCAGCCAUGAGCUGGAUGAAAGACGGGGACUUGAUAGAACGGGGGGACGAUGACGAGAAAUACGACUUCAACUACGAUGGCUCUGAGCUGACCAUCAAGAAGGUAGAGAAGAGCGACGAGGCGGAGUACACCUGCAUGGCUGAGAACAAGGCCGGAGAGCAGGAUGCCAUCAUCCACCUCAAAGUCUUUGCAAAACCCAAAAUCACUUACGUGGAGAACAAAACUGCCAUGGAACUGGAGGACCAGAUCACACUGACCUGCGAGGCUUCCGGGGACCCAAUCCCCUCCAUCACCUGGAGAACCUCCACCCGGAACAUCAGCAAUGAAGAGAAGGCUUCGUGGACUCGGCCCGAGAAGCAAGAGACCCUGGAUGGGCGCAUAGUGGUGCGCAGCCAUGCCCGAGUGUCCUCCCUGACACUCAAGGACAUUCAGUACACGGACGCUGGAGAAUAUGUGUGCACGGCCAGCAACACCAUCGGGCAAGACUCCCAGGCCAUGUACCUUGAAGUGCAAUAUGCCCCCAAGCUGCAGGGCCCUGUGGCAGUCUACACCUGGGAGGGGAAUCAAGUGAACAUCACGUGCGAGGUGUUUGCUUAUCCCAGUGCUGUCAUCUCCUGGUUCCGGGAUGGACAGCUGCUACCAAGCUCCAACUACAGUAACAUCAAGAUCUACAACACCCCAUCAGCCAGUUACCUGGAGGUGACGCCGGAUUCCGAGAAUGACUUUGGGAACUAUAACUGCACCGCAGUGAAUCGCAUCGGCCAGGAGUCCUCUGAAUUCAUCCUUGUGCAAGCGGAUACUCCGUCCUCUCCUUCCAUUGACAGAGUGGAGCCUUACUCCAGCACUGCCCAGGUGGAGUUCGAUGAGCCCGAGGCCACCGGUGGGGUGCCCAUCCUCAAGUACAAGGCGGAAUGGAGAGCACUGGGCGAGGAGGAUUGGCAUUCCAGGUGGUAUGAUGCCAAAGAAGCAAACAUGGAGGGCAUGAUUACCAUCAUGGGCCUGAAGCCAGAGACGACCUAUGCCAUCAGACUGUCAGCCAUCAACGGCAAGGGCCUGGGAGAGAUCAGUGCAGUGUCUCAGUUCAAGACCCAGCCAGUUCGCAUUCCUCAUUCACCAACUACUGUUGCCCCGCCCGCCCAUUUCGCAGACACAACCCUGCCUCCUACCAGAUCCGAAAGCACAGAGCAGAUGAAAGGGGAACCCAGCGCACCCAAACUGGAGGGCCAGAUUGGAGAAGACGGGAACUCCAUUAAAGUGAACCUUAUCAAGCAGGAUGAUGGAGGCUCCCCGAUCAGACACUAUCUGAUCAAAUACAAAGCUAAGCUUUCCUCAGACUGGAAACCAGAGAUCAGACUCCCCUCUGGCAGCGACCACGUCAUUCUUAAGUCCCUAGAGUGGAAUGCAGAGUAUGAGGUCUACGUGAUAGCUGAGAACCAGCAAGGGAAAUCCAAGCCUGCACACUAUGCUUUCAGGACUUCAGCUCAGCCUACUGUAAUCCCAGCGACCUUGGGAAGCCCAUCAACGUCGUCCUCCUUUGUUUCAUUGCUUCUUUCUGCAGUGACUCUGCUUUUGCUCUGUUAGAAACUUUUUACAACAACAAAAAUAAACAACCACAUACAAAUUUGCCUAAAAAGGCCUGGUUCCUACCCGGGUGUGAAAGCCGAUAGUUUUUCGUUCAGAGGAUCAUGUCAGUGCAAGAAAAAAAAACACAACAGAUCAUUUUAUUGGAAAGAUUGAGUAUUUUGUAAUGAGGAUAAAAAAAAGUUUAAACCAAGCGUUUUCUCGCUAACAUUUUUUUGUGUUGCUUUAUAAUGAAUUUGCCCUUUUUUAAUGGAUGUAAAGAAAAAAUCUUUUGUUGGCUUUUUUUAUAGGAAGGUCUGAUAUUGAAAGCUUUUAAAAACCUGGUCUCUAUUGACAUUUCCACACAUCUGUUGCCAAUCACCAUUGUUCAUACCUAUGCAUGAUAUUACAAAGAUGAUAACCAUAAUAAAAAGGUUUCUAAAGCCCCAUCCGUAUACCUAAAUACAGGUUAAAAAAAAAGAAACUUGGCAAUUAUAGCCACUUGGCAUGCCUGAAUUGGAGAUCUUUUUUUUCCAAGGGCUUUUGCACGUGGAUUAAACACAUGGUCAUCAGAACAUCUCUCUGAUGCAGUUGUCUGACCUAAAGUGUCUUGUUGAGAUGUGUGUUGAGGACAUUUAUUUUUUCUUUCACAUGGUUGAAUCCUUGGAGCCUCACUGGCCCUUCUGUAAUCAGGCAUCUCAAGAUCAUGACAUAUGGGGGUUUGGAGCAUAACAUAGCUUGUGAGUGUACAGAUUUGCAGUGGAUGCUUGUCUAACAUUCUGUCUGGCUAUCCACUACUGUAUGGUCAAAUCAGUAUAGAAACAGCUUUUCUUCCCUUUUAACUAAAAAGAUUAGCUGGGAACAAGUAAUCUGACCGGCUAAAUGGGUAUUACUGAACCUUAAUAAUAUUCAUGGUUAACUGUGCGUUUGACACUCCACCAGACAGGAUUAAUCUGUGGUGUAAUUUGAUGCAAUAUAUACAGCUUCCUCUCUGAGUCCUGUGUAUCACAUUUCAUUCUAGCAAUUUCAGUUGACAUUCCUUUUCUUUAAUGCGGUGUCCCUCGUGAAUUGUUUUUAUAAUGGGGAAAGCCAUUUGGCUAUGCCACUCCUUUAAGCCUUUCUGAGAACACAGCGCGCGCUCUCUCUCUCUCUCUCUCUCUCUCUGCAAGGACCUGGGGAAGAAAAGGAUGAGACUGGAAACAUGUUUUGGACAUGGUUAGGAAACCUCUAUACAGAAUCUCUUAUGCUAUCAAAGCUCUUAAACAGGAUUAAUUUCCUUUCUCACAAAAUCUUUCCUGUUGGGUACAAAACCAAACCAAAUCCCCUAUUAAUCAUGUCUAGCUAUAAAUUUAUGCACUUCAUAUAAUAUCUUGUCUCUGUUCAAAAUUUAGUCAGACUUUGUUCACUGGAAUCUGCACUAUUAGUUUCUAUUUAGAAUUGUAAACAAAAACUUCAUACAGAUGUGUGUGUGUGUGUCUCUCUAACACACACACACAGCACCCUUUAGAAGGGGACAUCUCACCAUCAAAAUGCUCUUUUAAAUGCUUUGUGCUGUAUAAACUAUAUUCCAACACCAAGGUCCAUUAAAAGCCCUUGUGAUCUUUCCUAUGGCAGUGUUUAUACACUUCUGCUUAGGCUGUGAGAUCAGUAUGUAGCUCAGAGAUGAAUGCGGGUGCCUUUAGAGUCAGAAGACCACUCGAUAUGCAUGCAUAUGAGGUGUGCAGGAGAGGUGUAGAUACAUGUGCAUUUAACUCCAACUUCAUAUGGAGGUUCAUUAGGAAAACCAACAGUUUUCGAUAGAUGUAAUGAAGGUUUCUGGGGAAGGCCUACCUACUCAGGACAUUUGCUAUGGCCAAGCAAAAUCUCAUCAGGGACUGCCUCAAGGGUCACUCCCGUGAGGUGCCAUAAGAACAAAUAUCGGUGUGUCUUGCUUGUGCCUAGUGUUAACAGUUACAGUUAUAUGACCAUAUGCACAGUAGCCAGCACUGAAAAUGCAGAACUUGCUGCUGUGGUUUCCUGGGAAUUUCUGUUACGUUGCACCGCCCUAAUGCAAUAAAGACUGUAGUUUUCAGUGAAAGUUGCUGUAAUGCGAACGAAGGGCCCUGAGUUCCCAUAGCCACUUUCAGUUCCAUACCAUGCUUUGAAGUUUGUGGGCAUGUCAUUUAAAUUAGUGUGUUCACACCUGCAAUAUUUAUACUACAAUAUCUCAUCAGAUUGGUUAUUAACAUGGCAAUGUUUACAUGUAGAAAAUCAGUCAGGCCUUUAUUAUGUUUACACAUUUCCAUUAUUAAAAUAACAAUAAUGAGUCAAA
This is a messenger RNA of Trachemys scripta elegans, 4875 nucleotides long. It is a transcript of the gene NCAM1, whose product is annotated as neural cell adhesion molecule 1. Gene Ontology annotation, cellular component: membrane. NCBI's taxonomy places the organism in Eukaryota, Metazoa, Chordata, Testudines, Emydidae. The record is from RefSeq and is a predicted model, not a curated record. The transcript is spliced from 21 exons. Gene Ontology annotation, biological process: cell adhesion. Bases 279 to 2585 code for a protein of 768 amino acids. Gene Ontology annotation, molecular function: protein binding.